AUGGUUUCUCUCCCCUCCCCCGGCCACGGGCCGCUCAUCACCGCCAUCAGGUCGACCUGGAACACCCUCGACCUCCCCAAGCCUCCCUCCGAGCUCGUCGAGUGGAUCCGUGGCGCCACCCCUCUCUCGACCAACAAGGAGGUCGUCGUUGCUAUCGCGACCUACUUCAUCGUCAUCUUCGGUGGCCGUGAGCUCAUGCGCAACCGCGAGCCCUUCAAGCUCAAGAUUCCCUUCCAGAUCCACAACCUCAUCCUGACCACUGGAUCCGGUCUUCUGCUCGCCCUCAUCCUUGAGGAGAUUGUCCCCCUCUACAUCAAGCACGGCUUCUACUGGUGCAUCUGCAACCACGGCUCCUUCACCAAGACUCUGAUCUCGUACUACAUGAUCAACUACUACAUCAAGUAUGUUGAGCUCAUCGACACCGUCUUCCUCGUCCUCAAGAAGAAGCCCCUUGCGUUCCUCCACGUCUUCCACCACUCUGCCACUGCCGUCCUCUGCUACACCCAGCUCAACGGUGAGACCUCGGUCCAGUGGGUCGUCAUCUCGCUCAACCUCCUCGUCCACGUCCUGAUGUACUACUACUACUGGGCCACCGCCGGCGGCCGCAAGAUCUGGUGGAAGAAGUACCUUACCACCAUGCAGAUCACGCAGUUCAUCAUCGACCUCUUCAUCGUCUACUUUGCCACCACCAACCACUUCUUCACCAAGUGGGGCAUCAACCUCCCCUGGGUCCGGGACUGCGCCGGUGCCGAGUCGGCCGCCACCUUUGGCUGCGCCAUCCUCACCUCGUACCUCUUCCUCUUCAUCUCGUUCUACCGCAAGACCUACAAGGGCGGCGCGAAGAAGGUCAACGGUGCCAAGAAGACCAACUAA
Trichosporon asahii var. asahii CBS 2479 is the source of this 873-nucleotide messenger RNA. RefSeq names its product fatty acid elongase. The transcript is spliced from 4 exons. NCBI's taxonomy places the organism in Eukaryota, Fungi, Basidiomycota, Tremellomycetes, Trichosporonales, Trichosporonaceae. Gene Ontology annotation, molecular function: fatty acid elongase activity. The record is from RefSeq and is a predicted model, not a curated record. Gene Ontology annotation, biological process: fatty acid elongation, monounsaturated fatty acid; fatty acid elongation, saturated fatty acid; very long-chain fatty acid biosynthetic process. The coding region runs from base 1 to 873 and encodes 290 amino acids. Gene Ontology annotation, cellular component: endoplasmic reticulum membrane.